This is a messenger RNA of Teleopsis dalmanni, 2591 nucleotides long. Its product is annotated as kinesin-like protein unc-104. NCBI's taxonomy places the organism in Eukaryota, Metazoa, Arthropoda, Insecta, Diptera, Diopsidae. Gene Ontology annotation, biological process: microtubule-based movement. The transcript has 16 exons. The record is from RefSeq and is a predicted model, not a curated record. The coding region runs from base 174 to 2591 and encodes 805 amino acids. Gene Ontology annotation, molecular function: microtubule binding; ATP binding; microtubule motor activity.
CAGAAGUGUUAAAAGUGAUUAACAUUAAAGAAAUAUAACAAUUUUCAAAGUGCAAAUGCUUUAACCAACAAGGAUAUCUUCCAACUACAGUCGAUUUUGAAAUCGACUAGCUCUUAGUACAUUUUUUAAGAAAGUAAUAGAAAAAAAAGGCCUUUGGGCCUCUUACCGCCAAGAUGUCGUCUGUUAAGGUGGCGGUUCGAGUGCGUCCCUUCAACUCACGCGAAAUUUGUCGGGAGUCAAAAUGCAUUAUAGAAAUGAGCGGUGCAACUACCGCUAUAGUGAAUCCGAAAGUACCACCAAACUCAAGUGAAGCUGUAAAACGAUUUAAUUUCGAUUAUUCCUAUUGGUCACAUAAUCCAAAAGAUGAAGACUUUUCUACGCAAGAAAUGGUCUACAAAGAUAUUGGCGAGGAGAUGUUACAACAUUCCUUCGAUGGUUACAAUGUCUGUAUAUUUGCUUAUGGACAGACCGGUGCUGGUAAGUCGUAUACCAUGAUGGGUAAACAAGAGGAACAUCAGGAGGGUAUAAUACCGAUGAUAUGCAAAGAUUUAUUCAAUCGUAUCCAUGACACUGAAACCGAUGAGCUCAAGUAUUCGGUUGAAGUAUCCUAUAUGGAAAUUUAUUGCGAACGUGUGCGUGAUUUGUUGAAUCCUAAGAACAAAGGCAAUUUACGUGUUCGUGAACAUCCUUUGUUGGGUCCCUAUGUAGAGGACUUAUCAAAAUUGGCCGUUACAGAUUAUCAAGAUAUACAUGAUCUCAUUGAUGAAGGCAACAAAGCUAGAACUGUUGCUGCUACCAAUAUGAACGAAACUAGUUCACGUUCUCAUGCUGUAUUUACUAUUUUCUUUACACAACGUCGUCAUGAUACUAUGACAGAUUUGACUACUGAAAAAGUUUCCAAAAUCAGUUUAGUCGAUUUGGCUGGUUCCGAACGUGCUGACUCUACUGGUGCUAAAGGCACACGUCUAAAAGAGGGCGCUAAUAUUAACAAGUCAUUAACUACUUUAGGCAAAGUUAUCUCUGCUCUGGCUGAAAUCUCCGCAUCUAAGCAAAAGAAGUCAAAGAAAGCUGACUUUAUACCUUACCGUGAUUCUGUUCUCACUUGGCUAUUACGUGAAAACUUAGGCGGUAACUCUAAAACUGCUAUGAUUGCGGCUAUAUCUCCAGCUGACAUUAAUUACGAUGAAACUCUAAGUACUUUAAGGUAUGCCGACCGUGCUAAGCAGAUCGUGUGCAAGGCCGUUGUUAACGAAGAUGCAAACGCUAAACUUAUCCGAGAACUUAAGGAAGAAAUACAAAAGUUGCGAGAUCUCUUGAAAGCCGAGGGUAUUGAAGUACAAGAAGGGCCCGAUGGCAAAGUGGUUUGUGAGAAGCGCGAUCCAAAUAAGGAUGAAAUCAAUAACAAGGUGAUUGGUAAUUCUGGAAAUAUGAAGUCUCCUUCAAAGACGCGUAAUCGAAAUGGUUCAACUGCUGAAAUGGCUGUAGAUCAGUUGCAAGCAAGCGAGAAACUAAUUGCAGAACUCAAUGAAACCUGGGAGGAGAAAUUGAAACGUACCGAAGAAAUACGUUUGCAGCGUGAAGCAGUCUUUGCAGAGAUGGGUGUCGCUGUUAAGGAAGAUGGUAUCACUGUUGGCGUAUUCUCACCGAAGAAAACGCCACAUUUAGUUAAUCUAAAUGAGGAUCCAAACUUGUCUGAAUGUCUGUUGUAUUAUAUAAAAGAUGGUAUAACACGUUUGGGCACACAUGAAGCGAACGUCCCACAGGAUAUACAACUAUCGGGUUCGCAUAUUCUAAAAGAGCAUUGCACUUUUGAAAGUCGCAACAGUGUAGUAACACUUAUUCCUCAUAAGGAUGCACUAGUCUAUUUGAAUGGACGUAAACUGGUUGAUCCAGAAGUUUUAAAGACCGGUUCUCGUGUUAUUUUGGGUAAAAAUCAUGUAUUUCGUUUCACAAAUCCAGAUCAAGCACGUGAACUGCGUGAAAAGAUAACUGAUAAUGCAGAAAAUGAGAAUGAGAAAUGCGAUACACAGCAAGUCGAUUGGAACUUCGCACAGUGCGAGUUAUUGGAAAAGCAGGGCAUUGAUUUGAAAGCAGAAAUGAAGAAACGUUUGGAUGUGUUAGAAGAACAAUACAAACGUGAAAAAUUACAAGCUGAUCAAGAGUUUGAGGAACAGCGUAAGUCGUACGAGGCACGUAUUGAUGCUUUACAAAAGCAAGUUGAGGAGCAAUCGAUGACUAUGUCAAUGUAUAGCAGUUAUUCACCAGAAGAUUUUCACCAAGAAGAGGAUAUAUUUACAAAUCCAUUAUAUGAAUCCUGUUGGACUGCACGAGAGGCGGGUCUUGCUGCUUGGGCUUUUCGUAAAUGGCGUUAUCAUCAGUUCACUUCUUUGCGAGAUGAUCUCUGGGGUAAUGCAAUAUUCUUGAAAGAAGCAAAUGCAAUUUCUGUUGAGUUAAAGAAAAAGGUGCAAUUCCAAUUUACACUUUUGACUGACACUUUGUAUUCUCCCUUGCCGCCAGAGUUGGCAUCUUCUCUGUCCAAAAUAGUACAAAAUUUUUGGACAAUUGUUCUUGGAGAUAAACGAAUUCUAUAA